This is a messenger RNA of Phycomyces blakesleeanus NRRL 1555(-), 975 nucleotides long. Its product is annotated as C2H2-type zinc finger transcription factor. The coding region runs from base 7 to 975 and encodes 322 amino acids. Lineage: Eukaryota; Fungi; Mucoromycota; Mucoromycetes; Mucorales; Phycomycetaceae. The transcript is spliced from 2 exons. Gene Ontology annotation, molecular function: RNA polymerase II cis-regulatory region sequence-specific DNA binding; DNA-binding transcription factor activity, RNA polymerase II-specific. The record is from RefSeq and is a predicted model, not a curated record. Gene Ontology annotation, biological process: regulation of transcription by RNA polymerase II. Gene Ontology annotation, cellular component: nucleus.
CGCAACAUGGAAAUAUCAGAAAUCGUACACCAAGAAAGCCUUCCAACUGAUGAAAGACCAUUCGAAUGCACCUUUGCAGACUGCAACAAGACAUUCAGCAGACGCUCAGACCUAGUUCGACACUCCAGAAUUCACACCAAUGAACGUCCUUUCCAAUGUCGCGAAACAGGCUGCCACAAGAGUUUUAUCCAACGUUCAGCACUCACAGUUCAUAUCCGAACACACUCUGGCGAACGACCUCACGAAUGCGAAUUUCCUGAAUGUGUAAAGAGUUUUAGUGACAGCAGUUCACUUGCCCGCCACAGACGAACACACACCGGAAAACGGCCCUACCGAUGCCCUUCCGAAGGGUGCAGCAAAAGUUUCGUUCGAAAGACAAUGCUGACCAAGCACAUGAAAUGUGACCAUUCAACAAACGGAAAACGCCCCCAUGUUCAAUGGCGUCCAUUUAAUGAAGAACGUCGCCGGGUACAGCAGAUCCAACAUCAACAAGUACAAGAAACACAACAAGAAGAAGAAGAAGAAGUAGAAGUAGAAAGUUAUGCUACUAAACAUAAUCAACCUAAUGACCAAAGUGACCAAAACUGUAUAAUGGCCUGUGCUUGCUCAGGCUCCUAUUCUCAUUUUGGACAUUCGUGGACUGCAUUUGAGACUUUGAAUCCUCGCACUCCUCCGCUUUCAACUGGCCGUGCCAGUCCUAGCUUUUCCUCGGACGACCAAUCUAUGCCCUCGUCUCCGUCUAGCCCUCUUUCGUGGACCCAGAACCCUUGGUCUCCAAUUGUCCAUUCUACCCAACAGCCAUCUUUACCUCCGCCGUCAGCUCUCCUCAGCCAGAGACCAUACUCGCAUCGUCCCACCCUCGACUUACCUGUGUUUCCUCACGACACCAUCCUGCCAAGGCUUGACUGUCUACAAUUCCAAUCCCAAUCUGACGAGCUAACAGAUCUACCAUCCCAAAACAGCUUCUUUCCAUAA